Messenger RNA from Paralichthys olivaceus (Japanese flounder), 1243 nucleotides. The record is from RefSeq and is a predicted model, not a curated record. Lineage: Eukaryota; Metazoa; Chordata; Actinopteri; Pleuronectiformes; Paralichthyidae.
UACGUGGUGCGUUCAGGGUCCUGCUCUUUGCUCCCGACAGGAGCGGCUAUGAAGCGGCAGCGAAGCACUUUGUUCCGGCCGACCUGGACGUGAACCUGAGCGGGAGGUCCUUCGUGAUAACGGGGGCCAACAGUGGGAUAGGAAAAGCCACCGCACAGGAAAUCGCCAACAGAGGCGGAAUCGUUCACAUGGUUUGUCGAAACAAGGGCCGAGCAGACGCAGCCAAAGAGGAGAUCGUUGAACGGAGUAAAAACCAGAACGUCCACGUCCACGUCGUCGACAUGUCCAGCGCGAGACAAGUUUGGGAGUUUGCCCAGAACUUCUCCCAGAACGACGCCGUGCACGUGCUGAUCAACAACGCAGGCUGCAUGGUCAACCAGAGGGAGCAGACUGACGAGGGUCUGGAGAAGAACUUUGCCACCAACACACUCGGUACAUACAUCCUCACCACAGCGCUGAUACCUGCGCUGAAGAAGGUCCAAGAUCCAAGAGUGGUGACGGUGUCGUCCGGCGGGAUGCUCACGCAGAAGAUGAACGUUGACGACCUGCAGUGUGAGAAGGGGACGUUUGACGGCACCACGGUCUACGCUCAGAACAAAAGGCAGCAGGUGAUUCUGACGGAGAGAUGGGCCGCUCAACACAAAGAGAUCCACUUCUCCUCCAUGCACCCGGGCUGGGCCGACACACCAGCCGUCCAGACGUCCAUGCCGUCCUUCCACGCCAAGAUGCAGUCCAAGCUGAGGACGGAGGCCAUGGGGGCCGACACCGUGGUGUGGCUCGCUGCGUCUGCCGCUGCCGUCAAACAGCCGAGCGGACUCUUCUUCCAGGAUCGUAAAGCGGUGGCGACACACCUGCCUCUGGCGUCCUCCAGGUCGACGCCGCAGGAGGAGGAGAAGCUUCAGGCGGCGCUGGAGGAGUUCGCCCUCAAGUUUAAACCAUAGUUUCUCUGCAAAUACACAAAUAUCUUUUUAAAACCAAGCACUCGUCUCUAAUUACAAAUGUUUACAUAUUUGUUUUGUUUCAACGUACAAGACACAUUUAUACCGUUGUUUGACCAAUAACUUAAAGAACAGAUAUUUUAUCAUGAUCAGCACUUCAUGUAAAAUGCUCCGUGCCGAGUAUCAGGGAAGCUUUCCUGUGAAUGUAUAACACUAAAUGUAAAUGCAUUUAACAAUUUCUGUGCAACAUAUCGUGAAAUUUCAUUAAACUAUUGUAAUAAAUGUCUUUCAUUCUUUCACAAGUC